UGCAUGUCCUUGUAGCCAGACGGAGUGGAAGAACCUUUCUUGGAGCUUUUCCCGGGGACAUCCUGAGAUCGUUCACUAUGAGGUGUACUGCGCGGGAGUGGCUCGGAGUUACCGCAGUGCUAUUCAUGGCCAGAGCAAUUCCAGCCAUGGUGGCUCCUAAUGCCACUUUAUUGGACAAACUUUUGGAAAAGUACAUGGAUGAGGAUGGUGAGUGGUGGAUGGCAAAGCAAAGAGGGAAAAGGGCCAUCACGGACGAUGACAUGCAGAGUAUCCUGGACCUUCAUAAUAAGUUACGAAGUCAGGUGUAUCCAGCAGCCUCUAAUAUGGAGUAUAUGACAUGGGAUGUAGAACUGGAAAGAUCUGCAGAAUCCUGGGCUGAAACCUGUUUGUGGGAACAUGGACCUGCAAGCAUGCUUCCAUCAAUUGGACAGAAUUUGGGAGCACAUUGGGGAAGAUACAGGCCCCCAACAUUUCAUGUACAAGCAUGGUAUGAUGAAGUCAAAGACUUUAGCUACCCAUAUGAACAUGAAUGCAACCCGUAUUGUCCAUUCAGAUGUUCUGGUCCUGUAUGUACUCAUUAUACACAGGUGGUGUGGGCAACAAGUAGCAGAAUAGGCUGUGCCAUUAAUUUGUGCCAUAACAUGAACAUCUGGGGGCAGAUCUGGCCCAAAGCUGUCUACUUGGUGUGCAAUUAUUCCCCAAAGGGAAACUGGUGGGGCCAUGCCCCCUACAAACAUGGCCGUCCCUGUUCUGCUUGCCCACCUAGUUUUGGAGGAGGCUGUAGAGAAAAUCUGUGCUACAAAGAAGGAUCAGAUAGCUAUUACCCUCCUCAAGAAGAAGAAACAAAUGAAAUUGAACGGCAGCAGUCACAAGUCCCUGACACCCACAUCCGGACAAUAGCAGAUGAUAGUAACAGAAACGAAGUCAUAAGCACACAGCAAAUGUCUCAAAUUGUUUCUUGCGAAAUAAGAUUAAGGGACCAGUGCAAAGGCACAACCUGCAAUAGAUAUGAAUGCCCUGCCGGCUGUUUGGAUAGUAAAGCUAAAGUUAUUGGCAGUGUACAUUAUGAAAUGCAAUCCAGCAUCUGUAGAGCUGCAAUUCAUUAUGGUAUAAUAGACAAUGACGGUGGUUGGGUGGAUAUCACUAGACAAGGAAGAAAACAUUAUUUCAUCAAAUCCAAUAGAAAUGGUGUUCAGACAAUUGGCAAGUAUCAGUCUGCUAAUUCCUUCACAGUCUCUAAAGUAACAGUUCAGGCUGUCACUUGUGAAACAACUGUGGAACAGCUCUGUCCUUUUCAUAAGCCUGCUUCACAUUGCCCAAGAGUAUACUGUCCUCGGAACUGUAUGCAGGCAAAUCCACAUUAUGCUCGUGUAAUUGGAACUCGAAUUUAUUCUGAUCUGUCCAGUAUCUGCAGAGCAGCUGUACAUGCUGGCGUGGUUCAAGAUCACGGGGGUUAUGUUGACGUGAUGCCUGUGGACAAAAGAAAGAUUUACACUGCUUCUUUUCAGAAUGGAAUCUCCUCAGAAAGUUUACAGAAUCCUCCAGGAGGAAAGGCAUUCAGAGUAUUUGCUGUUGUGUGAAAUGGAACAGUUGGAGGAGGAACACUAUUCCAAAUGCCAUAUUUCUGAAGUUUGUAUAAAACUGUAACAUUACUGUACAGAAGAUAUCAACUAUUUUCAACCCCCCCAUGAGUGUCAAAUGCAUAUAAAUUGUGAUAGACUACAUCUAUAAAAUAAAACAUGGGACA
Molecule: messenger RNA, 1747 nt
Organism: Kogia breviceps (pygmy sperm whale)
Lineage: Eukaryota; Metazoa; Chordata; Mammalia; Artiodactyla; Physeteridae
Gene: CRISPLD1
Product: cysteine rich secretory protein LCCL domain containing 1
Cellular component (GO): extracellular region
Source: RefSeq, a predicted model, not a curated record